Molecule: messenger RNA, 2176 nt
Organism: Condylostylus longicornis
Lineage: Eukaryota; Metazoa; Arthropoda; Insecta; Diptera; Dolichopodidae
Product: carboxypeptidase N subunit 2-like
Exons: 7
Coding region: 44-1813 (589 amino acids)
Cellular component (GO): extracellular matrix
Molecular function (GO): protein binding
Source: RefSeq, a predicted model, not a curated record
CAAUUUUUACUUUAAAAAUAAUAAGGAGAAAAAAUAUGCAAAUAUGUUUAAAAUAAUUUUAAUAACUACCCUUUUACAUAUUUUUGUCAAUAAAUCUUUGAUUAAUUGUGAAGAUAUUGAUUUAUAUAAGAAAAAACAUCCACUACCACGAAUAUUGGCUGAUACGGAAAAUUGUCCAAUAAAUGCAUGUGAAGCUAUUAAAGUUAUGUCACAAUAUUUUUUAUUGACAAAAUCUGGACAAAAAUUACGUCCACAAGACUCAACACCGAGUCCAACACCAACAACAAGUUAUUUAGGAAAAAUUGAUCCAUUUACAUUAGAAUUUGAAUUACAAAAGAAAGUUCGCCAAAUUGAAAGUCGUUUAAGAGCAGUUGAACAACCUGUUUGGAAAUUAACAACUGGCAGUCAAGAAGAAUGGAAUCAUUGUACAGCUGGUGUAUGCCGUUGUAAUCCAGAUACAAAAACAUUCACUUGUUGGAAUUUAAAUUUAAUUUCAGUACCAAUAACACAAGUAAUACCAAUGAAUAUGGUUUAUAUUGAUUUAUCAAGGAAUUUAUUAUCAACAUUACAUAAGGACACAUUCCGUGGCUUAACUUUGCUUUUAGAGUUACAUUUAUCUAAUAAUAAUUUGGAUUUUUUACCAUUUGAUUUAUUCAGAGACUUGGACAGUCUUGUUCAAUUACGAUUACAAAGCAACCAUUUGGAAGAUAUUGAUCCUAGAACUUUUUGGAAAUUAAGAAAUCUUAACCUGUUAGAUUUGAGCAAAAAUAUUUUGAGAGAACUACCAGAACAGGUUUUUAAUAAUAUGCAAAGACUACGUGUUAUUAAUUUGUCAGACAAUCGAAUCAAAAGAUUUCCAAUUGGAUUGUUAAAUGAUCAGAAACAAUUAGAAGAAUUGGAUUUGUCACGUAAUGAAAUUCAGUUUCUAGAAAGUGGAAGUUUCUACCAUCAACAAGAGUUAAAAGUUUUAGAUUUUGCUGAAAAUCAAAUCUACAAUAUUAAAGACGAUGUAUUCUCAAAUUUGAUAUCAUUAAGAUCAUUAACGCUUCAUAAUAACCGUUUAACUGUAAUAACAAAAGAAUUAUUUGAAUAUAUGGAAAAUUUACUUUCUCUGGAUUUAACAUUGAAUAGAAUAACGAGGAUUCAUGGUGAAGCAUUUUCUCAUCUAAAGCAACUUAGAGAGCUUUAUUUGGGUCAAAAUACAAUAUCGACUAUUUCAGAAGGACUUUUUCUCAAUUUAGAAAAUUUAUCACGUUUAAUGCUAUUCUCAAAUAAUUUAACAUCGUUAUAUAGUAAUAAUUUCUUGGGUUUAAGGUCGCUAAGAAACCUGAUGCUUAAUAAUAACAUCCUUAAAAAAUUUGAUUUUGAUACAUUUCAGCCUUUAAUUAAAUUGGAAAAACUCCGUAUUGAUUCUAAUAAGUUACAAUAUCUUCCACAAGGAACUUUAGAUAAUUUACCAAGUUUGUUAGCUGUAAAAUUGGACAAAAAUCCAUGGCAUUGUGAUUGCCGUGCAUUAUAUUUAGCAAGAUGGAUACGAGAACAUGUUACAAAACUAUGGGAUUGUCAGCCAAUGUGCCGUGGUCCUGGUGAUUUAGGCGGAAAUGAAGUUGGUCUAUUACGUUACGAUGAUCUAUGUGAUGGACAAUGGGCAAGUAUGUUAUCAUUAUCGCCGAGACUACCAGUACGAAAACAUCAAAUACUAAAUCCAAAAAAUUUUUCCGAUUAUGUUCAAAUGUACAAUUUAAAAUAUUAUUCAACAUUAAAUCCUCAAGAUGUUGAAUCAACAACUCCUCGGUGGUUAGAUGAAUCGUAAAAGUCAAUAAAAUAAUUAAUCUUUUUAAAUUGUUGUAUGUAAUCAUAAUUUUAAAAAAAAUAUUUUCUAAUUAUGUAGGCACUUCUGCACAACAACUUCGACAACCACUUUAAUCAAUUGUUUACGACUACACUGUUAUUUAUUCAAUAUCAUUAAGGAAAAAUGCUGCAUCAAACUAUACCGGCAAGUAUUUCAAGACAACAUUCAAAUUGCUAACACCAUAAUAGAAUAUAACACUUUAUUGUAAACUUUUAUAGAUGUUGGGCUUGCUGAAAAGCAAGUCGGACUAAAUUAUUUCUUAUGAUUAAGUAAAAACACUCUUUAACACUCUUUGAAAAAUAUAUAUGAAGAAAUUGCAUUCAA